AUGUCGAAGAGUAAAAAGAAAAGCGGAGAAGCAGUACCAGUGCCGGGAAGUAAAACGAAUGGAGCUACUACCUUGCUGGAGACCGCCGAUGAACCGGAGCAGGAUGUGUUUGGGCUUCGCGAAAAGGCGCGAAAAAGGAAGGAGCUGCGAUUUUCGAAGCUGCCACUGCCUGAUCAGACACCCGUUCGCUGGUCUAUGGAAGAGCACCCCGGAGGCUUUCGCACUUACCGCAACAUUAAGCGACCAGCUAGCGCUUCAGCGAUGUCGUCGUUUCGCGUCCGCUGCCCGGAAUGGACAAUUGACGAGAACCGAGGGCCCUGGCACGCACUGACAUUACACCAGGGAACGCAAAUGCACAACCGUUACGCAUCGCCGUUUUACCGGCCCAAGUUUCUUCGAGGAGUCGCGUACUUGAUGUUGUUUUUUCUUUUUGGUCGUUGUGGUUGUGAUUAAUGAUAGUUUUUAGAAAUUUACUCUUACAUUUACACUUUUGAGAAAAGAAGAAAAAGAAAUUCCGUUCGGAUUCCAGGUCGUGUCUUCUUGUACUUUUUCAGGUUGGAUCAUCUCUGCGGCGACAACCGCGGUGCACGUAGUCACACUGCCCGACGCAUACGACGACCGCGGCGCUACCUGCCGGCUGGACCGGAUUUUUACAGCGCCGGCAUCGGGUGUGCCAGAAAGGAAAAUUUCACUAUCCGGAGCUCCAUCUCGGGCAGUGCGCAGUCCCGUCCAGCCACGGCUCCGGCAGAUAGUAACACGGCUGCUACGGCUACGGCUGCAGCGAGUCCGGUAGUUCAUGUCAACCGGGAUGAACGGUAUGCGCGGGCAAGGGAUGCACGGAAGCAGCAGAGGACGUUAGAAAAGUGGCGGCAGAACAUCACGGGCGUCGAUAUACUUCUGCGAAAACCCCCGGGACGGCCCCGGACUGCGGAAAAUCCAGCAAGAGCUGGAUGCGGAUUAACGUGAACGUGCUGGCUUGUUGUUUGCUACGAUUAUUUUUUACUUACUUGGUCUAUUUCUUCGUCUUCCCUCUCGGGGGACGAAAAGUGUUUUUUUUUUCAAUGGGCAAACGUGCAUUGCUGCACAUCCUCAUCUGUGCUCUGUCGUGGAAACGAGCUCGAGAAACUGCACGUUUUAGUUGGGCUAGCUUCCUUUUUUUCUUCAACGACCAUUAGGGAUCAUGAUGUUGCAAUCCUGAUAAUCGUCUUCCUGUUUGGCAUCCGACAUAACCACUGUACAAUUUUUUGUAUUCCGCGCUUCGCGAUGAUAAUAAAAUAUGUAAAACUAUGAAGAAACAGAAAUUGCCAUCGAACAGGUCUCACACUCGAUGCUGAUAAAAAAUAGCUACGUGCUCGUACUAGGAAGAGCAUCAUGUUCGGGUGAGCGAAUUUCUCUUCAAAAUCGGUACCAUGCGACAAGGGGAAGAUGACCUGCCUCCAUGCUUAUAGAGGUGUUUUGGAUGCUUGCAAGGGCAUUAACGUUGAGAGCAUUCUGAAAAAAUAUGAGUUUGCAACAACUACCCAUAGCCUGCGGAUCGGUCUCCUCCUUACGCUACUGGCCCAAAAGGUGCCCAGUGUCGACAUCACUGGGCAUCUCCGCUGGGCGUCCCC
Molecule: messenger RNA, 1610 nt
Organism: Amoebophrya sp. A120
Lineage: Eukaryota; Dinophyceae; Syndiniales; Amoebophryaceae
Source: the annotation of a GenBank genome assembly